This is a messenger RNA of Hyla sarda, 5089 nucleotides long. RefSeq names its product transforming acidic coiled-coil containing protein 1 (gene TACC1). Gene Ontology annotation, cellular component: cytoplasm. Bases 267 to 2222 code for a protein of 651 amino acids. The transcript is spliced from 14 exons. NCBI's taxonomy places the organism in Eukaryota, Metazoa, Chordata, Amphibia, Anura, Hylidae. Gene Ontology annotation, biological process: mitotic spindle organization; cell population proliferation; cerebral cortex development. The record is from RefSeq and is a predicted model, not a curated record.
GCAAUGUGCAGUAGUACAGUCUGCUAGGGGGAGGGAUAGCACAGACAUGCCAGACAGCUGAUUCCCAGCUCUACUCAGAACAGGGGAGAGGCAUCCUCCUUGCAAGAUCACAAAUCCUGAGAUCCUCAUAGGACCCAGGCGAGGACAGCAUUGGGGGGGGGAUACCUAACAUGAACCCCCAGCACUGAUCAGUGCUGCCAAGAACAAACAAGAGGGGCGCCUUGCUUUGGUGGUGUCCUAUCUGGACCUAAGCUGCCAGCUGCAGGAUGGCAUUCAGUCCCUGGCAGAUGCUGUCACCAGUCCAGUGGGCAAAAUGGACCUGGUCAGCAGUGAGAGGUGCCGGAGGGGAGGCCAUGGAGGAUGACGAGGAGCAGGAUUCUGGCUCCGACUCGGAGGGAAACUUCGACACGCCUGAAGCCGAAACUCCCAUCCCGUCACCUGUCAAGGAGCAAACUCGAGGCUUGACAGAAACAAAGAAAGAGGUAACCAAACUCCUAUCUGAAUUAACUCUAAAUGAGAACAACAAUAUAUCAGGUAAUGGAACCUCAGAACUAGACCAUGAAACCAAGGACAGAGUUACAAGUGCUCCGGAUGUUUGCUGUGAUGAUGCCACCGUCAACACAUCUAGAAGUACAAUCCAAGAAUCCAUUCCUGACAAUGCUAUAGUGCAGCCACCAGAAGAUCUAUCCGUAGUUAAAUGUCUUUUUCCAUCAAAUGACAACGAUACUCAGCGUAAAAUGGUGGAUGGGGAAUACUUGGAAGAUGAUAAUGAACAGUUCAAGAAUAAUAAUGUCCUGCAGACAGACAAUGGCUUGGUAAUGGAUUCUUCUGAGAAAGAUGUUGACCAGAACUCCAUUAUGGAAUCCUUGGAAAAUGCCAAUAAAGAUUCACCGAAGAAAGUUCGAAAAUCAGUCAGCAAACUUCCAUCAAGGAUAACAAAAGUCCAUGGUCAGAAGACAACACCCACAAGCACAGAUACCACUACUAACUCGGAGGAUGUCCCCAGCCAGUGGGAUGACCCAAACUUCAACCCUUUUGGUGGAAAGUCAACCUUGCCUCCUUCUCCUACUGUCACUAAAGCACCGACUGGAUUCAGAAAAGACUUGGAUGAUGACUCCCUGGAUCAUCACAAGCCAAGCAAGGCACUGUCCAGCUCUGAAUCAGAUCUUACCCAGGAAUCUAUACCAGGGAAAGGAACUGGAAGUGCCCGAUCAUCUCCAAAGUUGGGAAGAUCACGUCUCAUCACGACUUCUGAGCAAGUGAAAUUUCUCUGUUUUCUGUUGAACAGCUGUAAAGUGCAGAGUUAUGAAGGCUCAAGUUUGGUGUUAGAUGUGUGUACUCAGCAAGAAGAUGGAUCUCCUACCAUUGAGAAGAGAGAAGGACAUGCUACAGACGAGGAGAAGCUGGCAUCUGUUCCAGCACCAAAGCCGAUGGGCACCGGGGUCAAAAGUCAACAAGAAGAGGAAGCAGAGUUUUUCGAGUGUCCCAAUGACUCUACGCCAGGAUUGGGAAAGCAAUCAUCUCUGGAGGCGUCUGAAGCUUCACCUCAAUGCAGCAGCUCGCUCAGUUUAGGGAGUCAGAAUCCCCUGGAUGCCUUGUACCUGAGUGACCGAGCUGCGGUGCUGACUCUCAUCCGGGAGGAGAUUAUCAUGAAGGAGAUGGAAGCCAAGGACUGGCAGAUGAGGUAUGAGCAGAGCCAUACGGAGGUGCUGGAAAUGAGGAAAAUCGUUGCUGAAUAUGAGAAAACUAUUGCACAGAUGAUUGAGGAUGAGCAGAGGGGUAAGAUGGCUUCCCAGAAGAGUCUCCAACAGGUCACCUUAGAGAAGGAACAAGCCCUUGCGGACCUAAACUCAGUGGAAAGAUCCUUGUCUGACCUCUUUAGGAGAUACGAAAACCUCAAAGGUGUCCUUGAAGGCUUCAAGAAGAAUGAAGAAGCUCUUAAGAAAUGUGCACAAGAAUAUUUAGCAAGAGUGAAGCAAGAAGAGCAGAGGUACCAGGCCCUGAAAGUGCAUGCAGAAGAGAAACUGAACAAAGCCAAUGAGGAGAUCGCGCAGGUUCGCACCAAGGCCAAAGCAGAGAGCGCAGCUUUGACAGCAGGACUAAGGAAAGAGCAAAUGAAAGUGGAGUCUCUGGAGAGAGCGCUGCAACAGAAGAACCAAGAGAUAGAAGAGUUGACAAAGAUCUGUGAUGAGCUCAUCGCCAAGAUGGGAAAGGGCGACUGAUGUCCUCCCGCCAGCUCACGAUAACCUUCCUCACCUACUACUUGUCACCUGGCUUCCAAGCAGCAUGAGCCCUGUAACUAUAAGAGACUAUGAACUCUCCCUCCUUCCUCCUAUGAGACAUGUACUGAUCACUCCAGGCUUCUGAUUCCUGCAGGAAGAGCCCCCCCCCCCCCUUGGUGUAUAUAUAUAUUUUUUUAACCCAUGGAACCCCCUUGUUUUGGUACCAUACCUGUAUUGACUAUGUGUUAGGCUUUACCACUACUGUCAUAUGAUGUCCUCAGCCAGGUCCUGCUGGUGGUCCUGUGCUUGUAAAUAACCCAGGUACAUUUGCUGUGUGGUCCUAGCAUGGAGCCCAUUAGAUGCCCCUGCUAUGAGCAGUAACUGAUGCCCACCUGAUCGUGUCUAGGUAUAAGCCUCUUAAGCAGCGUUAACAUUGUCUAGAAGAAAAGGCUAUUACCAUGCACUUAAUCAUUUCUGCACCCUGCAGAGUCCUGGUAAAUACUUUAUAUUUUUAAAUAAGAAAACCCUACAGAGGCAUUAACCCUCUAUUAUAAGCAGUAGUCCAUGCGCGGCCAUCUUUUUUUUAUUUAAUACCAUCAAUCAUCAAGGGGUUACGGUAAAUGUUGCCAUCACAGUGCACUCUUCACCCCCCGCCUUAUAUAAGCAUACAUCCCCUGAGCGUCUCAUAAGAGGAUUGGGCAGGAUUUCACUAUGCUUGCUGACAAUGAUGAUCAUACAAUAUUGGCUGGUCCAAUAGACAACUUGAAGUGAAAUCUUGAAGUGCCGUUUCGAAGACCUCGGAAUGCAUGGACUUAAAGAAAAAUAACAAAUAUAAAAUCUUCUAUAAAGGGAUCCAUCUACUUGAUUGAACUAGGAAGUGCCGGCUCUAGGAAUGGGUUGGCCAAAGUUCAAUUUAGGUUAUAGGUUUAUGGUAUCCAACACCAAAUAGAGAGAAGGGGUGAAGGUUAAAUUGGUAGGAUCAGAAUGCAUCCAGUAGAUGCCUUCAUAGCCAUGCGUUUGAACAAAUAUUGGUGGCACUGUCUAUGUCAAUUCAAGACAAAAAGGCCCAAUUUGUUUGCCCCAUACUGAGGGGAUCCAUCUGCUGAUGCUUUGAAGUUCAAUGCUGGUGGCAGAUCAGAAGUGUAAGACCCCAAAGUGUAAGGCAAUCUUGCAUUCGGCACCCAGCUCUUUGCGCUGCCAGCUCACAAACUGGCGGGUGCCGACCACGGGGCCGGAGUAUCGUGACAUCACGACUUCGCCCAACGUGACGUCACCCCCCCGCCCCCGCUAUGCAAGUCUAUGGGAGGGGGCGUGACGGCUGUCACGCCCCCUCCCAUAGACUUGCAUAGCGGGGGGUGACAUCACACGGGGCGGAGUCGUGAUGUCACGAUACUCCAGCCCCGGUCAGAAAUCUUAUCCCCUAUCCUUUGGAAAGGGGAUAAGAUGUCUUAGGGCUGGAGUACCCCUUUAAGAGCCAAGUGGUUCUAUAGUAGAAGGUAUUUUUGCACAGAACAAUGCCAAAUGCAUACAGUCUCCAUGAGUCCUGAAAAUCUCCCAAAACAUUUUCUUCUAGAGUUAGACUCUUGAUAUCCGACCUCCUUCCCCAUAAAUGAGUGUUGUAGAGGUCACAGAGGUUUCUUAGCCAGCUAUCUCCCAACCACACCAUCUUGAGUGGCCACUAUGGAACACUGAUAGCAUCUCGAUGAAUUCACUGGGAAUAGAAUAUUCUAUUUCAUAUUACAAUGUCUUUAUCUUUGGAACCCAACACAAGGGGGCAUCUCCUAAAGAUUGCCAUAGGCCCAGCUUCAGAAUCCCCAAGCGCUCGACUGUUCUCAUUGGGAGGAACCUAUGGUUGUGCUUAUAUUUCUCCACUUUCAGGAUAAUGUAUGGCGGCCAUUCAGACAAAUCCUGGACCCCAGUGAGUGAUGUCUAAAAGCGCAUAUAUAAAAGAGCUGUGGAGAAUACACAAGCCAAUGAAUUAAAGGGGUACUCCACUGGAAAAUAUAUUCUGUAUAUAUAUUUUUUUUUUUUUUUUAAAUCGACUGGUGCCAGAAAGUUAAACAGAUUUGUAAAUUACUUCUAUUUAAAAAUCUUAACCCUUCCAGUACUUAUCAGCUGCUGUAUACUACAGCGGAAGUUCUUUUUUUUUUUUAAUGAAUUUCCUUUUUGUCUGACCACAGUUUUCUCUGCUGCCACCUCUGUCCAUUUUAGGAACUGUCCAGAGCAAGAUAGGUUUUCUAUGGGGAUUUGCUCCUACUUUGGACAGUUCCUAAAAUGGACAGAGGUGUCACCAGAGAGCACUGUGGUCAGACAGAAAAGGAAAUGCAAAAAGAAAAGAACUUCCUGUGGAUCAUACAGCAGCUGAUAAGUACUUGUAAGGACUAAGAUUUUUUUAAAUAGAAGUAAUUUACAAAUCUGUUUAACUUUCUGGCACCAGUUGAUUUAAAACAUUUUUUUUUCCAGUGGAGUACUCCUUUUAAUGGGUUGUCUGGCUAUUUCUUUUUAUGUGUAAUAGUAUUCAAGCCUGUAACCAUCUGCUGCCAUUCUGCUGGUGUCCUGUCCCUGCUGCUCACUGUUUCCUGGUCUCCAUAUAGGUACAAACAAGGGCCCACUCAACCCGACACUGGAGGUGGUCCCCACCAUGUAAAUGGCUUUCUGAUCUCUACACUUCCUUAUGUUGGAAUGGAGACCAGGAAGUGAAGAACAGCGGGGACCGGGCACCUGUGAAACGGCAGCAUCGGGGAACAUACAGAAUAUGUAUUGUUAGUCCAGUCUGACCACUUUUAAACAAGAAAUGGCCGAACAGCUCCUGUAAAAUUUCGGGGUUGGAAAUUGGGCUUUAUUCACUGAAGGUUCCGCUUUAAUUU